Molecule: messenger RNA, 991 nt
Organism: Tricharina praecox
Lineage: Eukaryota; Fungi; Ascomycota; Pezizomycetes; Pezizales; Pyronemataceae
Exons: 1
Coding region: 85-774 (229 amino acids)
Source: RefSeq, a predicted model, not a curated record
CCCCAUUCUCGUCCCCUUCUCCAAGGAAAGGAAAAAAAUCACCCCAAGCUUGCGAGCUAGGAAUCUAGCUGGAACCACCGACCGAUGUUCGACUGCAAGACGACGGGCGGGCACUUCUUCGUGCACGCGCCGCAGAUGCGAUCCUUCAACUGCCAGCGGUGCCGCACGUCCUUCCCGAACUACAAUCCACCGCUACCACGAACCCGAGCGGCCCAGCAAUGGUACGGUGCUCUCUCGCCCGGCGAACCCGAUCGCGUUAAGGCGCCCUGGCGCUGCAUCGUCGAGUCCUGCGCCUUCAUCGUGUGCGAGCCGUGCUCAGCGUACGCACAACUGGAACUCGGACGGCUGAAGGUGGAGAAGGACAAGGCGGAUGAGGAGGGGGCAAUGUUUGAUUUCGACAAGGAGCUGGAGAAAUUGGAGGUCGACGGGCUCAUCGGGUUCUACGCUGAUUCGAAGGUCAGCCAGUCCACCACCACCUCCACCACUACGAAGGAGAAUGUGAAGCCGGGGAAGGAAGGGUUCCUCCCGGGAUUUCAGGAUCAUUACGAUGACGGUGACGAUGACGGUGACGGCACCAUCGAGGUCGAUUCGAAGCUCGAGGUGGACACGAAUCUAGAGGCCGACGGCGACGACACAGGGUACGCGGUGGAGUUCUUGCGGAGGCCGUUUACGAGGAGUGCUGCUGCCGCUGCUGCUUCGGCACGUGCGAGGGCGAGACGGCCAACCGUCGUCAAGAGGGAGCGCGAUCGGGAUAGAGACUCGACGGGGGAUUAAGGCGGGAUGGAGGGGGGAUACGUAUGGGAAGGCGGGCGUUUGGUCGGUCGGUCGGUUGGUUCGCUCUGGAGUUACUUGCGGAAUUCCUUCACGAGGGCUGUUUGGUCGUCGUGCGUCGUUGCAAUGGUGUUUCCCGGUCUUGCCUUUGCGCGUUAGCUGUUUAAUCUGGGCCCGUCGUCGUCGCCAUAAUGAUUUGCUGUUUCCUUCUCUUUCUUUU